UACAUUUUAAAUCUGCUGCAGUGGAGUGGAUUCCGACUCACAGUGACCCUAUAGUAUGCUUUAGAGUCAAUUCAGUUACUAGGAAUAGUCGCAUGUAUUUUUGUUUUGCAUUUUUCUAAAUUUUCGGACAUACAGAAAUAUGGGGCUGGGCUACAAAAUGUGUUACUAGAUGGGUGAUAUCUGGACAAAGAGAGUAACCAGAGUUUUCUUACAGAGAACUGAGCUCCCGCCCUCAACACACCUUUUAGCCAUGUUUCUUUUCCUCUAACAAGCACAUAGGAUUUAUUUUCUUCUUCAGUCUGUACUUCGUUUCUUCUGAAAUGCAUGUCAUAGCAGUAAGCUUUAAAACCUUACUUCUGUUUUUUUCUUUUUAACUGAGAAAAACAAUUUCAAAUUUUACUUUGCUAUUGUGGAAUGCCGUCACUUCAGUUCAGUGCACAGUACUUAAGCACACAGCCUCAGUGUUGGAUGUUUCAGUCUGUUCACACCUAGUAGUGAAAGCUCCACAUUAACAGUUACAUUUGAGGUUUAAGAUUCUCCUGACACUUUGGAUGUGUAGGCUUAGAAGUUUCUUGAGUGAAAUCGAUUACUUCCUGGGUCAUUAAAAACAAUCAAUGUGAUUCUGUUUGUUCCUUUUUUAAGAAAAUAUAAACAGUUUUGUUGGAAAAGUGUACUAACCUGUGUCUAGUGUAGACUCCACUGCAGGAUUCUGAGCAUUGUUACAUAGUAGCCUAAUCACUGAGCAAUAGAUGCUGUUCUUAUGUAACAUUUAAUAAGUGAUUAUUAUAUAUUUCCUGUGGCAUCCAUGUAAGCGAAUGUAAUUUAUCAAACAAAGAAAAUCAAAUUUUCAAGUCAUAAAAGAGAAAAUAAAAGUGCAAUGAACCACAGUUACUGCCUCUGUUACGCACUGCAUCACGUUAAUAACUGCUCACACUGCUUUCAAUUAAUCUAAUGCUGAUUGCUUCUAACCUUCACUAAACAGUCUUGAACACUGCUGUAGUUUAGCCUGCGACGCUCGUGAUUAGAGCCGACAGUUUGACAUGGCCAGCUCACCCGACGCAGUCAUCUUCCCGCCAGCUUUCUUAAGGUCUGGCUCAGUUUACGAACCUCUUAAAAGCAUUGAUCUUCCAAGACCUGAUGAUGAAACUCUGUGGGCUAAAUUGGAUCAUCAUUACAGAAUUGUCAAGUCGACAUUGUUGCGGUAUCAAAGUCCAACCACAGGCCUCUUUCCCACUAAAACAUGUGGCGACAAUCCGAAGGCCAAGAUCCAGGAUAGCCUGUACUGUGCUGCCGGGGCCUGGGCUUUGGCUCUUGCUUACAGGCGCAUUGAUGACGACAAGGGAAGGACCCAUGAGCUGGAGCAUUCGGCUAUCAAAUGUAUGAGAGGCAUUCUCUACUGCUACAUGCGGCAGGCUGAUAAGGUACAGCAGUUUAAACAGGAUCCACGCCCAACGACGUGUCUUCACUCUGUUUUCAGCCUGCACACAGGAGAUGAAUACCUCUCCUAUGAAGAAUAUGGUCAUCUUCAGAUCAAUGCAGUGUCUCUCUAUCUCCUUUACCUUGUGGAGAUGAUUUCUUCAGGAUUACAGAUUAUCUACAACACCGACGAGGUGUCCUUCAUUCAAAAUCUCGUAUUUUGUGUAGAAAGAGUUUACCGUGUACCUGACUUUGGCAUUUGGGAAAGAGGAAGCAAAUAUAAUAAUGGCAGUACUGAACUACAUUCAAGCUCCAUUGGCUUAGCAAAAGCAGCCCUAGAAGCAGUCAAUGGAUUCAACCUCUUUGGCAAUCAGGGCUGUUCUUGGUCAGUUAUAUUUGUGGAUCUCGAUGCUCACAAUCGCAACAGGCAGACUUUGUGCUCGCUGUUACCCAGAGAGUCAAGAUCUCACAACACAGAUGCUGCCCUGCUCCCCUGCAUCAGCUAUCCUGCAUUUGCCCUGGAUGAUGAAGUUCUGUUUGGCCAGACACUUGAUAAGGUGGUUAGAAAAUUAAAAGGGAAAUACGGAUUUAAGCGUUUCUUGAGAGACGGGUAUAGAACAUCAUUGGAAGAUCCCAACAGACGCUACUACAGACCAGCUGAAAUUAAGCUAUUUGAUGGCAUUGAAUGUGAAUUUCCCAUAUUUUUCCUUUACAUGAUGAUUGAUGGAGUUUUUAGAGGCAAUCCCAAACAAGUAAAGGAAUACCAGGAUCUUCUGACUCCAGUACUUCAUCACACCACAGACGGCUAUCCUGUCGUACCAAAGUACUAUUAUGUGCCGGCUGACUUUGUAGAACUUGAAAAAAGAAAGCCUGGUAGUCAAAAGCGAUUUCCUAGCAACUGUGGCCGUGAUGGAAAACUGUUUCUUUGGGGUCAGGCCCUUUAUGUCAUCGCAAAACUCCUGGUCGAUGAACUAAUCAGCCCUAAAGACAUUGAUCCAGUCCAGCGCUAUGUCCCAUUACAGAAUCAACGUAACGUGAGCAUGAGGUUUUCCAAUCAGGGCCCACUGGAAAAUGAUUUGGUAGUUCAUGUAGGACUUGUAGCAGAAAGCCAACGCCUUCAAGUUUUUCUCAACACAUAUGGCAUUCAAACUCAAACUCCUCGACAGGUAGAACCCAUUCAGAUUUGGCCUCAGCAGGAGCUUGUGAAAGCUUACUUCCACUUGGGUGUCAAUGAAAAGCUGGGUCUUUCCGGAAGACCAGAUAGGCCCAUCGGCUGCCUCGGUACAUCAAAGAUUUAUCGCAUUCUGGGAAAGACUGUGGUUUGUUACCCCAUCAUCUUUGACUUAAGUGAUUUCUACAUGUCUCAGGAUGUUUUACUGCUGAUAGAUGACAUAAAGAAUGCGCUACAGUUCAUUAAACAAUACUGGAAAAUGCAUGGACGUCCGCUCUUCCUUGUUCUCAUCCGGGAAGACAAUAUAAGAGGUAGCCGGUUCAACCCCAUAUUAGAUAUGCUGGCAGCCUUUAAGAAGGGAAUGGUUGGAGGAGUCAAAGUCCAUUGUGAUCGUCUGCAGACACUAAUAUCUGGAGCUGUAGUAGAACAACUCGACUUUCUGCGAAUCUGUGACACAGAAGAACUUCCAGAAUUUAAGAGUUUUGAGGAGCUAGAACUUCCCAAACAUUCAAAAGUCAAAAGACAAAGCAGCGCCUCGAGUGCUCCUGAACUGGAACAGCAGCCAGACGUCACCAUUACUGAAUGGAGAAACCAGCCCACCCACAAGAUUCUUCAGAAACUGAAUGACUGCAAUUGUCUGGCUAGCGAAGCCAUCCUGCUGGGUAUACUGCUCAAAAGAGAAGGUCCCAGCUUUAUCACAAAGGAAGGUACCGUUUCUGAUCACAUUGAGAGAAUCUAUAGAAAAGCUGGCAGCAAAAAGCUUUGGUCGGCCGUACGCCAUGCAGCGAGCCUUUUAAGUAAAGUAGUGGACAGCCUGGCCCCAUCCAUUACCAAUGUGUUAGUGCAGGGCAAACAGGUAACUCUGGGUGCCUUUGGGCAUGAAGAAGAGGUUAUCUCUAAUCCUCUGUCUCCAAGAGUGAUUAAGAACAUCAUCUAUUAUAAGUGUAACACCCAUGAUGAGAGGGAAGCGGUCAUCCAGCAAGAACUGGUCAUCCAUAUUGGCUGGAUCAUCUCCAAUAACCCUGAGUUAUUCAGCGGCAUGCUGAAAAUACGAAUUGGGUGGAUCAUCCAUGCUAUGGAGUAUGAGCUACAGAUCCGGGGUGGAGACAAGGCAGCCAAAGACUUGUAUCAGCUGUCACCUAGUGAAGUCAAACAACUUCUGCUCGAUGUUCUCCAGCCUCAGCAGAGUGGAAGAUGUUGGCUGAACAGGCGUAAGAUCGAUGGGUCUUUGAAUAGAACUCCCAAGGGGUUCUAUGACCGAGUGUGGCAGAUCCUGGAGCGGACACCCAAUGGUAUCAUUGUAGCUGGGAAGCAUCUGCCACAGCAACCCACGCUGUCAGAUAUGACCAUGUACGAGAUGAAUUUUUCUCUUCUUGUUGAAGACAUACUGGGAAAUAUUGACGAGCCGAAGUACAGACAGAUCAUCGUAGAGUUACUGAUGGUUGUGUCCGUUGUCCUGGAAAGAAACCCUGAACUGGAAUUUCAAGACAAAGUGGAUCUAGACAAACUGGUAAAAGAAGCAUUUCAUGAAUUUCAGAAGGAUGAGAGUCGGCUAAAAGAAGUUGAAAAACAAGAUGACAUGACUUCCUUUUACAACACUCCCCCUCUGGGAAAAAGAGGAACCUGCAGCUAUUUGACAAAGGUUGUGAUGAAUUUGCUGUUGGAAGAAGUCAAGCCCAGCAAUGACGACCCAUGUCGGGUUAGCUAG
Trichechus manatus latirostris (Florida manatee) is the source of this 4295-nucleotide messenger RNA. It is a transcript of the gene PHKB, whose product is annotated as phosphorylase kinase regulatory subunit beta. Gene Ontology annotation, biological process: glycogen metabolic process. The record is from RefSeq and is a predicted model, not a curated record. Gene Ontology annotation, molecular function: calmodulin binding. The coding region runs from base 1041 to 4295 and encodes 1084 amino acids. The transcript has 31 exons. Lineage: Eukaryota; Metazoa; Chordata; Mammalia; Sirenia; Trichechidae. Gene Ontology annotation, cellular component: phosphorylase kinase complex.